AUGGAGGACAUUCGUCUUCCAGAAGAAACCGCGGAGGAUCGUGUGCGUGCCGCCACGGAAUUCUUGGAUCCCACGGAUGCUCGGGCACGGAGUUAUCGAGCAGAUAUUGUGUUGAUGCUUAACCGAGGCCUUCGCCGAUUGAUAGUUAGCAUCGACGAGAUCAGAGCCCACAACAGAGAACUUGCAGAUGGUCUCCUCACCCUGCCGUUCGAAUAUUCCGAAGCAUUUAACAAAGCACUGAAAGCAGUGGUCAAGACUCUUCCACACCGACCUGCAAAAGAAACGGGAGAGGAUGUGGCCUACUACUGUGCCUACGUUGGUGCUUUUGGCGAAAAUGCUUGCAAUCCACGAACACUAGGUUCCUCACAUUUGAACCACAUGGUGUCCCUUGAGGGUAUCGUUACAAAGUGCUCUCUAGUCCGUCCAAAGGUCAUUCAAAGUGUCCAUUUCAGCGAGAAACAAAACAAAUUUUUCUCCCGAAAAUACAGAGAUCAGACUAUGACGGCUAGCGGUGCCACAAGCUCGAACGUCUAUCCUCAGGAAGACGACGAAAAGAAUCCGCUCACCACAGAGUAUGGAUAUUGUACCUAUAUGGACCACCAGACGAUUUCGAUCCAGGAGAUGCCCGAAAGGGCCCCUGCUGGUCAAUUACCUCGGGGAGUCGACGUGAUUCUCGAUGACGACCUUGUCGAUCGUGCAAAGCCAGGAGACCGUAUCCAGCUAGUAGGCAUUUUCCGAUCUCUUGGAAACAGAGGAGCCGGUUCAGGAUCAUCAACCUUCAGGACGGUCAUUCUCGCAAAUAACAUAAUCCAACUCUCUUCAAAAUCCGGCGGCGGAAUUGCCCAAACCACGUUGACAGAUACUGACAUCCGCAAUAUCAACAAAUGGGCCAAAAGUCGGAAGACGAAGAUUUUCGACAUGCUUGCUCAGUCAUUGGCCCCUAGUAUUUAUGGGCAUGAGUAUAUCAAAAGAGCCAUCCUACUCAUGCUUCUGGGAGGAAUGGAAAAGAAUCUGGACAACGGCACUCAUCUUCGUGGUGAUAUCAACAUAUUGAUGGUUGGAGAUCCAUCCACCGCCAAAUCGCAAAUGCUUCGCUUCGUUCUGAACACAGCGCCCCUGGCUAUUGCUACAACAGGUCGAGGAUCGUCUGGUGUUGGUCUCACCGCGGCGGUAACUUCCGACAAGGAGACCGGCGAACGACGGCUAGAGGCUGGUGCAAUGGUGCUUGGUGACCGUGGUGUCGUGUGUAUCGAUGAGUUCGACAAGAUGAGUGACGUUGAUCGUGUCGCCAUUCACGAAGUCAUGGAACAACAGACAGUUACGAUUGCUAAAGCAGGCAUUCACACGUCUUUGAACGCGCGAUGCAGUGUCAUUGCAGCAGCCAAUCCUAUUUAUGGACAGUACGACCCUCACAAAGACCCCCACAAGAACAUCGCUCUUCCAGAUUCCUUGCUAUCUCGAUUCGAUUUGUUAUUUAUCGUCACAGACGACCCAGAGGAAAAGAGUGACAGACUGGUGUCAGAGCACGUCUUGCGUCGCCAUCGUUAUCGCCAACCAGGCACUGAAGAAGGUGUACCGGUCCGCGAACAGGCUAACCAAACUCUUGGAGUAGGGCUUGAAGAAUCACAGGAUGAUAAUCGCCCAACGGAGCCACUUGAAAAGUAUAAUAUCAUGCUGCACGCCGGUAUCAAUCCGACUAGCAAAGACGGCAAUGUUGAAAUCUUCAGCUUAGCCUUUAUCAAAAAGUACAUCCAGUACGCAAAAUCUAGAAUCAAGCCCAUCUUGACCAAGGGAGCCGCGGACCACAUAGUGGCCACUUAUUCGGCACUUCGAAAUGAUGAUCUUUCUGGCAACCAGAGAAAGACCUCUCCCUUGACAGCCCGAACCCUUGAGACCCUCAUUCGUCUUUCUACUGCUCACGCCAAGGCACGAUUGUCUAGCCGUGUGGAAGAAAAGGAUGCAAAGGAGGCAGAAAUUAUUCUACGCUUCGCUUUGUUCAAGGAAGUUGUCGAAGAUGGACGACGAAAGAGACGCAAGACAACAUUUGAUGAUUCCGAUGAAGAAGACAACAGUGACGAGGACUCUGACGACGAUAGCGACGAGACCCCCUCUCGCGCACAGAGCGGAGCAACUCCUCGUGCUGCCGCACGCGCAGGUCUCAGAUCUACAGGAACUGCCAACAAUAGAUCCUCGGACUCUCGGGCUAUAUCCCAGGGCAGCGAAGGGCUUUACGAUGCCAGCCCUCGCGGCCAGCGACUCCAGUCGAGCCGAAGCACUCGCAACCAGACCCAGACUGAAUCACAAAUGUCCGUUGCAUCAUCUCAACCAGCAUCACAGUUGGUUGAAUCGCAAACAGACGAGUCACAAAACCAGUCUUCUCAGGCUAGUUCGGGCGCACCUAUCCAGCCCAACCGACUCAACACUUUCCGUCAGACGUUGGGCCCCCUGAUGUCUCGCGUUUUUGUGAAUGAUGACAGUGCUGAUGUGGAAGCGCUUAUCGGUACUGUCAACACCGCCAUUCGCGCGAAUCAAGCACUGGGUGAGCGACACGUUUUCCAAAGACCAGAGGCGAUCCAAGCUCUGAAGGUAAUGAAUGAGAGGAAUGAAUUGAUGUAUCUUGAGGAUGACGAAACUGUGUACCGAAUUUAA
Molecule: messenger RNA, 2649 nt
Organism: Talaromyces rugulosus
Lineage: Eukaryota; Fungi; Ascomycota; Eurotiomycetes; Eurotiales; Trichocomaceae
Exons: 8
Coding region: 1-2649 (882 amino acids)
Biological process (GO): DNA replication; mitotic DNA replication initiation; double-strand break repair via break-induced replication
Cellular component (GO): nucleus; MCM complex
Molecular function (GO): single-stranded DNA binding; ATP binding; single-stranded DNA helicase activity
Source: RefSeq, a predicted model, not a curated record